Molecule: messenger RNA, 2153 nt
Organism: Haliotis rubra (blacklip abalone)
Lineage: Eukaryota; Metazoa; Mollusca; Gastropoda; Lepetellida; Haliotidae
Exons: 5
Coding region: 217-1671 (484 amino acids)
Biological process (GO): carbohydrate biosynthetic process
Cellular component (GO): membrane
Molecular function (GO): sulfotransferase activity
Source: RefSeq, a predicted model, not a curated record
UGUUUGGCACAAUAUGUACCAAAAAUCAUCGUCAUGAAUCCCCGGGAGACAUUUCCAAUCAACUGAACAGCACAGCUUGUUCAUAUACAGCCAUUGAUCCAAGUAACGGAUUGCGAUUGUGAAGGACAGCCAGUCAGGUAACUAGGUGAGCAUUUCAAAAGUAUGCAUGCUUACUGAGUACAGAAGACAUUAUCGGUGUGACAGGCCCAUGACAAGAUGGUUUGCCUUCCGCAACUACGGCGAUGUGGAUUUACGAAGAGACGAGGAAGAAGAGUGCCGGGUCUGAUUGCUGGUUUAGUGGCAGUUGUUGUCAUCGCGCAUAUUUUUAUAAACGGUUACGGCUUGGAUAUUGCAAAUGGAAUAGAACUACUUCCAGGCUGGCCAAUUCAUGAUGUUGGUGUCAAUGCAAAAGCUCUGUCGCAAGACCGUCACCAGACUCUAGAUCUAACCUAUAAUUCGACGUUCAAGGGAAGAAGGGGAUAUUUAAUGAAACAGUAUCACGCCAUUCUCGACAAGGCACUCGGUGACGUUCAGGAGGUGUAUAAAGAAAUUGAUGAGACGAUAUACAAGAAACGACUCCAACAUGCCAAGAAGGCAUGUGACACCAUUCCUGGAAGCGACAAGGGCGUUCGUUCCACCAUCCCUACUCUCUGGUACAUGAAACAGACUAACAUGCUGUACUGCUCUGUUGCUAAGGCAGGAUCCAGCUUCUGGCGACGAACUUGGAAUGCAGUGACCAAACAGAGAGGUGAAACCAUACGCUCACCAUAUGAGUAUGCAUACGAAGACUUCAAUGCAGGCCCCUAUGUGUUAAGGCACCUGCAUAAAUUCAUAGACAGCGACGCUGCUCUUGGAAAUCUGGUUAAUUCCUCGUUGAAAUUCAUGUACACCCGCGACCCAUACAGCCGUAUUUUCUCUGCGUAUGUUGAUAAAAUACUGGCUCCCAACACCUACCUAUGGGGACUUGGCAGAAAAACCAUAUCGCAGUUCAGAAAUGGCUCUUCUGAGAAAAGCCGUUCUUGUGGUCAUGACGUCACGUUUGGUGAAUUUGUCAAGUCCAUCAUAUCUACACCAAUCACAUCACUUGAUGCCCACUUCAUCCCCGUCACGGAGUGGUGUGACGUAUGCAGUCUCCAGUAUGACGUCAUCGGCAAGAUGGAAACCUUUAAGACUGACUCCAUGUAUCUUAUGCAUAAAGCGGGCAUCUUAGGUAAACGAGUUGAGAUUAAAGACUUUGGAAUAGAAUACACCGCCGACUCCUUCGUGGACUAUGUCACGCGGACAUUUUUACAUAGGGGGGGUUUUGGGAAGUGUUUGCCAUUCCAUACGGCCAUUCGUCGUUUAUGGAGACAGAUGCAGAUAGCCGGAUCUAUUUCCAAGGAGGAACAAUAUCCAUUAACACCGGCAGAAAGCGACACGGUAACCGAAGUUCAGUUGAUAAAUGUUAUGCUUGGUGCAUUUAAGCGAACGUCCUCAAGGUCAAGGUCAAACAAGAAGGAGGCCUUCUUACAAGCCUACCGGCAAGUCCCGUUGCACGACCUGGAACAAAUACGUGCGAAGUACUCAAAGGACUUUCUGUUGUUCGAUUAUGACGAUAGACCCAAAGAACUUUUUGACAAAACGGUUCAACCACACAUAAAAUUUGAUUAUUUUGAUGUAAUGAAAGAGUGAAUUGCUUUUGAUAAACUACAUAUACAAUAUAGUAGCUUGUUUAAAGGUUCAUGUGCACCGGCCCGAAUUCACUCUCGUUCAAUAAGGAAAAUGUUUUUAGUCUCGCCGAAUCUUUUUUUGCGAAGCGUAAAUUUAGUUCAGUUAUUUCCAGUUUGAUUAAAUCAAAACUGAGGUCAAUGCAGGAAAUGAAGUUAGGCUUUGAUAGUAUUUGUUUUUUUUAAAUCACACCUAUUCCUUAUUGUACUAAACCAGAGAUCGUACACCAGUUUAUGGUGUCUGACUAAACCGACAAUUCAUUUAUAUUAUCAGUUCUGAUGAUGAUGUUGACUGUAAUUGCUAGCAUGACCUUAGGGUCUGGGACAAUCACAACACGAAACGAAGAGUCAUAAUUUUAUAAUGACAUCUAUUUUGUUAGCUGCUUAUAUAUUUUUAUUGAUAUUGCCGUUAGUUGUGGGUUUUUCACAUAAAGUUAUUUAUGCCAA